Diatraea saccharalis (sugarcane borer) is the source of this 634-nucleotide messenger RNA. Lineage: Eukaryota; Metazoa; Arthropoda; Insecta; Lepidoptera; Crambidae. The record is from the annotation of a GenBank genome assembly.
AAAAAAAUUUGGCUUGUUUGAUCUGGUAUUCCUGAAAGUGACAGCAAGUUAUAACGUUGAUGAAUAUCUGUUAAUACAACAAAAAUACUUUUUUCAAGGUGCAAUGGAAAGAGAUAGUUUUAUUUAAUUACCUACAGUGACUCGUAAUUGUGCGUGUCAAACUUUAGUUCAAUUUAUGAAGGAUUUUACAGUUAGCCGUAUUUUUUUCCUGUUUUGUCAGGUGAAAGGUCUAUGCGGCAACUACAACGGGGACACUCGGGACGACUUCCAGACGCCGGCAGGUGGCGGGCUGACUGAAUCAUCGCCCAUCGUGUUUGCAGACGCCUGGAAACUCAAACCCUCCUGCCCUAAACCUAAACCAGUUACUGACUACUGCGCGUCGCGUCCGCACCGGCGCGAGUGGGCGAGCACCGUGUGCGGGUCCAUGAAGCGGUACCCGUUCUCGCUGUGCGAGAGCGAGGUGUCCGCGGGCCCGUACGUGCAGCGCUGCGAGCGCGACGCGUGCGCCUGCGACUCCGGCGACGACUGCCGCUGCGCGUGCGCUGCGCUCGCCGCGUACGCGCACGCGUGCUCCCAGCGCGGCGUCACCUACCGCUGGCGGACCCAGGAGCUGUGCCGUUAGUAUCUAUACUAU